GCUGGUCUCUUCUAAAAGGAAUUACAAUGACAACCCGCACCAUUUCUCCCCGAAAAGCACGUGAGUUCGGUGAAAACUCGCAAACUCACGAGCUGCACGUACCCAGGUGUCGCGUCGCUUUAAGCGGCAAAGGCUGAGAGUCGUUGUGAAAAUACUGCUGGUUUUACUGUGUUUUAAUUUAGAAACUGUUUGUUUAAGGUUGGAAUCAGAGCGGAACAAGGAACUCAUUGAGUAUUUUUGGAACUUCUCGAAGGCAGCACUCCCUGCUAUUCCACAUGCUGAUUUUCAAGUGGUUAUGGCGAGAUCUCUCAAAACGAAAAAGAGGUUUCCCGGCAGAGAAGUGGUCAAGAAAAACUUCAAAGAGUCGUAACCGAGUCCUCGGGAUACGCCAUUGCGACAUUCCCGUCCAGAAGAAACGGAGGUUCGAGGACGCAUUAAAGAUACCUCAGUUGAUGUCCUCCGAGGAAAGUAACUAUGGCGAAGACGGCAUAAAGAUUUUUACAGUACGGCCAAAGAACUGCGAGUCGACGGAACUGCAGAUGGCGAAGAGGCUCGCAGAUGAGACAUACAUGAAGAAGCUGGACAGUACAGCAGCCUUCGAAUUCCCUAAGGCAAGACGUGUCCGUGGACCACCAUCCAAAACCCCAUUCCCUGACAUGAAGAAGGAUCUGUCAUGGGUCAAUACCGAGUAUGGAAUUUUGUAGUGGUGUGUUGUGUUGUGUGGUGUGGUGUGUAACGUAAUAUAUGUGCGUGGGUUAGUGACUGAAUUUGCGGAAGUGUGUGUUCGUGGUACUUCUAUGGGUGAGUGAAUGUGUAUUUUGUCUC
Messenger RNA from Haliotis rufescens (red abalone), 825 nucleotides. RefSeq lists its product as uncharacterized. The record is from RefSeq and is a predicted model, not a curated record. Bases 276 to 704 code for a protein of 142 amino acids. The transcript has 3 exons. Lineage: Eukaryota; Metazoa; Mollusca; Gastropoda; Lepetellida; Haliotidae.